AUGUCGCAGGUAUCCUUCUCCACACACUGCCAAAACCACUACCAAUUCAGCCAUUCAGUAAAUGUCUUCUCCUGUAUUUCAGAUGAAAAUGCUCUGCAGCCUUGGACCACUGAGGUUCAGCAAAAGCUGCGCCAAGGGCCACUUCAGAGGUCGCUAGGCCCCAAUGCCCCCUUGGGAAACAACAGCACAGCAGCAACAGAGGGGCCUCAGGCGUGGGCUUCAAGAGUUCGCCUUCGCUCUCUCAGGAGUCCCGCUUCUGCUGCAGAUGACUUUUUGAAGUUCACGGGCGACUCUGAUGCGGCUGCUGCGGCAGCUGCUGCUGUUGACACUGAUGCUGCUGAGGAAAGCAGAAGACGUAAGUUCGCCGUCCUUCCGCUGAGCGCUGAUGUUGCUGUACAGCUCCACACGUUUGUGUCGGGGCCAAGUGCAACGCCAAAGAGCCACGCCAGCAAUGCCGUCGGCGCAACAGCAGCUGCUGCUGCUGCUGUACCACCUUCUGCACCACUCCCCAGGUAUGCUGAGCCUAAAACCCCUUUCAUCGGCCCGUCCGCAGGUGCUGCGAAGCGACACUGGCUGGGUUACCCCUCCAACAACAGCUUAGGCCCUUCAUUUGAAAGUGUUUGGAGUGGCCGCCCCUUUGUUUCUGUUCCUACUUCAUUAGUCCAAAUGAACAAGUUCGACAGCAGCGAAAAGAAAACAAUCUACCCCGCCCCCGAGCUGGUGGAGGAAGGCUACGGGAAAUUGGUGUUACCCCCUGCCAGACUGUCACAAAACACCACCCCUCCUAACCCCAGCUCUACCCCAUCGCCCGGCACCGAGGGGUCCCCCGGGGGAGCCCGCGCGCAGGCCGAAGCAGUAGCAGCAACGGACUUCGUGCCUGGAAACUACACCCCAGACGUGCCGCCGGAGGUGGCCCUAGAGGGCUUGGGGGAAGGACAGGGGCCUGAUGCCUUCGGGGAGGGAGAGGUGGGCUUCGAGGACGAGGGAGCCGUUGGGGGGGACCCGUUCGACCCCUCCUACGUCGAUGGCUUGCCACUCGCCGACAUGGGCUACGCAGACAUGGGCUACAUGCCAGGGGCCUACGGUGACCCGUCAGUGAUGGGGGUACCAGGAGCCAUGGGCUAUGGGGGAGCCAUGGGAGGAGUUGGUGCCUACCCAGUCGGGGCUCCUGGCUAUGCAAUGGGCGGCUCAGCCUACGGGCUAGACGGCACAUACUACGACCCGUACGCCAUGGGUGGUGGGAUGUACGGGGGUGGCAUGUAUGGGGGGCCAAUGUAUGGGGGCCCCAUGUAUGGGGGGGGCAUGCACGGGGAAUAUGAUGACCACUAUGAUUACUACAAAAACCGAUACAAUGAUGAAUACGCUCAGAAGCACGCGAAAGAGGCUGCUAAGGAAGAGGCGAAGCGAAAGAAAGCAGAGGAGGAGAAGGAAAGAAAAGAAAAGGAAAAGGAGCAGAAAAAUGCCGAGAAAGAAGAGAAGAGGAGACUAAAGGAAGAAAAAAAAGAGCAAAAGAAAGCUGAAAAGGAAGAGAAAAAGGCGAAGAAAAAGGAAGAGAAGAAAGCAAAGGAAGCUGCUGGCGAUCAGAAAAAGAAGGACAAAGCAGCGUCCAAAAAGCAUGCCAAAGCAGACAAAAAAGACAAAAGUGACAAAGUGGACAAAAAAGACAAAAAGGAAAAGGAUAAAGGAGGGGACAAAGGGAAAGAUAAGAAGGACAAAGGCGAUAAGGCAGCAGAUACAAAAAAAGAUAAAAAAGGCAAAAGAGAAGGAAAGAAAGAAAAGGGGGGCGGCGACAGUAAAGCUGAGGGCAAAGACGCCGCUAAAGAUGGCUCCAAAAACGGUGAGGACAAGAAGGCAGAAAAAGACGCCAAAGGAGACUCAGCCAAAUCAAAAAAAGGAAAGGACAAGGCGAAUGAUAAAUCAAAUAAAAGCGCAGAUAAAGCAGCAGAUAGGACAGAAAAGGCAGCGGACAAGAAAGACAAAGCAGCAGCAAAGGCAGACAAAGCAGCAGCGAAGAAAGAGAAGGCGGAAGGAAAAGCAGACAAGGGAGCAGCCAAAGCAGAAAAGGGAAAGGACGGGGAGGCAGCCAAGGGCGGCAGCGACAAAGCACAGAAAUCCGCUAAGGGAGAUAAAACAGCUGACAAGGGACAAGCAAAUGCUGACGCCAAAGGGGGAAAGGACAAGGCAGCAGCAAAAGAACAGAAAAAAGCGGAGAAGGCAGCAGCAAAGGAACAGAAGAAAGCAGACAAGGCAGCAGCACAGGAACAGAAAAAAGCGGAGAAGGCAGCAGCGAAGGAGCAAAAAAAGGCGGACAAGACAGCAGCAAAGGAAAAGAAGAAAGCAGACAAGGCAGCAGCCAAGGACCAAAAGAAAGUAGACAAGGCAGCAGCCAAGGACCAAAAGAAAGCAGACAAGGCAGCAGCCAAGGACCAAAAGAAAGCACACAAGGCAGCAGCCAAGAGCCAAAAGAAAGCUGACAAAGCAAAGGCGAAACAGGAGAAAGCGGCAGCAAAGCAACAAAAGAAGGCAAGCAAGGCAGCUGCAAAACAGGAGAAGGCAGCAGCAAAAAAGCAGAAGAGUGCAGAAAAAGCGGCGAAGAAACAGCAGCAGAAAGCAAACAAGGCAGCAAAGAAGCAGCAGCAGAAAGCAGAUAAGGCAGCGAAAAAACAACAAAAGGUAGCUGCAAAACAGCAAAAGGCAGCAGCAAAAAAGCAAAAGGCAGCAGCCAAGAAGAGCAGUAAAAAGACGAAAUCUGCGAAAACGUCGAAGAAGUCAAAGACGACAAAGACGAAAACUAAAAAGGCAAAGACAAAGAAAACGAAAGCUAAGAAGCCAAAGACCACGAAAAGACGCAAAACAAAAACCUCCAGGGCGAAAAGGAAGUCAAGGAAAAUCAAAAGGAGAAGGUGA
Molecule: messenger RNA, 2907 nt
Organism: Eimeria tenella
Lineage: Eukaryota; Apicomplexa; Conoidasida; Eucoccidiorida; Eimeriidae
Exons: 1
Coding region: 1-2907 (968 amino acids)
Source: RefSeq, a predicted model, not a curated record